UGAUGAAGUGGAGAACUGCUGCAGCAUUUCGACCGUUCCAGUUGCGUGUAAUCUUGUAAGCAGAUUAAGUGUGCAUGUUAGGAACGAAGGAUGAUGAUUAGAAGGGAAUAAAAGGUGAAUUUGCAUAAGAAAUACAGGAUGAAAUGUUUAGGUAGGAGACCUUCCAGCUCACUACUACAUGACCUCCCCGAACGUGUGCAGUGUGCGCGCCGCUUACAACUUGGCAACCAAGGAGUAGAGGAAGGAAGGAGGUGGAGGAAGAGAAGCAGUAGUAGUAGUAGGAGGCAAAACAGGCGGCAGUGUGUGUGUGCGAGAGAGUGUUUGGGGGGCGAUCUGUCAUUUGUCAAUCAAAGUUUCCACAGUGCAGUUUGGACUUGUCCGUACCACUUGCAACAACUACUCGGCAGCAGCAGCAGCAACAGAUUCAACGACUACCCGUUCUUUUUUUUUACUAUACACUUUUCUUUCUGUCUUCUUCCGCUCAGCACUGUAACUGUCAGUCAGAGAGUGGUGCGUGUGUGUGUGUCUCGCAAUGAUUUACUUUCUAAUCUGACACAUGUUCUUUGCAUAGACGUUAUAGAACACACGACCGCUGCUUCAACCCCCUUGAUUUUUCUUUGGUAGAGUCGUCGUUGCAGAGAUCCUUCAAGAGAAACCACACCGGAAACAACAUAAAGAGCCUAAGAACAACAACGACGUACAUAAUACAACAACAACAACAAUAACACAUCAUCGGCUGUGGCUGCAAGACGUUUAGCAGUAGGUUUUUCCUCUCGUCGACCACUAGAAAACAUGAUACACAGUGUCGAGGAGUAUUAUCAAUUAAGUAGUGUGCGAGCAUGUUCUGUUGACAUGUCCCCGGAGUGUUUGAUUUAGAUUAGUUUAGACAAAACAUGAUUCUUCGCAACUUCUGCAAGAUUCUUCCGAACAUAUGCAAACACCAUGCAGAUCUCAAUGAUUCAACAAGGACACUCUCUCGUCCGUGUCUUCUGCUGAUCUCGAUUAAAUUCAUAUCACUCAAUUAUCAAUUUGUUUUAAUUGAUAAUAAACGAGAAAGUGCAAACCUUUCAGUUUCACAAAGAAGUCUUUCAUCUGGCGAGAAUAAGAAACGAAUGGAUAAUCAAAUAAUGAGAUACACGUCACGCAAUGUACUCACAAGGGACUGCAUGCAUCUGACUGAAACUGAUUCUGCAGUAUUACCAUUUGAGUCGCAAGGAUGGAGUCGGAGAAGAGGCUUUCGUCGACCAGUUAUUCGCUCUCGCAGUCGCAGAACUUGAACCAACCGGAACACUCGUCGGAUACCAUCGAUGAUGGCCAACUGGCGAUGGGUCCGGACGUUCAGAUCUACCUGGCCCGGGUCUCUCAGGAGUCCGGUUGCUGGGGACGAUGCUUGCCCAUACCGUUCGAGAGAGCGGCCAGCAAAUCGUGGUGGGAUCCAACGUUCGAUUCCGAAAUCCUCGAAGGCCAAUUCCGCAAGAGCGUUCCCAAUCACAACAGGAAGAAAUUUCGAUAUGCUCUUUGCUACAUCCUGCUGAUAUCGUUCUCCUGGUUCCUGUACUUCCUCGUUACCGGAUUGUCAGCCGACACGACGCACUGGCCCAUCCUCUGCAUAGUCCUGGCUCUCCUCUUCGUUCUAGCCAUAGUCGUGCUUUUAUUGACCUACAAAGAUAUCUACGACGUUUACAUGCUGACAAUAUCUUGGGUGAUGGCUUUGACGCUGUGCAUAUUGAGUCUCACUUUUGUCGUGCUGAUGCCGAUGAGGUUCAAGCCGUACUCGGAGAAGUCCACGUCGGAGAUCAGCCCAAUCGGACACUUUUCCAUUUGCACCGAGAUCCUGCUGCUCGUUUACACUGUGAUACCCAUGAAAAUGUACCUCUGCAUCAUAAUGAGCACUCUCUACUCGGUGAUCUUCGAAAUACUGACGUGGAUGUACCACGACCAACAGUACGACGUUGUAACCAUCACCGUGCGAAUACUCUCGCACGUCUGCAUACACCUAAUUGGUUUGCACAUUCUAAUAAUGACUAACGUUAGGAUGAGGAACACUUUUAUGAAGGUCGGGCAGAGUUUGCUGGUGCGGAAGCAGCUGGAAGCGGAGAAGAAGCUGAAGGAGAACAUGAUACAUUCCCUGAUGCCGCAAUCCGUUGCGAAUUGGCUGCUGAACGACGACGAGAACUUCACGAGGAACGGCAUGGAACCGCGCAACUCGAAUCCGGAAACCAACGAUAUCCAAUCGCUCUUCAGACCUUUCAACAUGAACCGAGUAGAGAAUGUGAGCAUUCUCUUCGCCGACAUCGUUGGAUUCACGAAGAUGUCGAGCACGAAAUCCGCUGAAGAACUGGUGGAGAUCUUGAACAAUCUGUUCCAGCGGUUCGAUUUGCUCUGUAAAUUACACAACUGCGAGAAGAUUUCAACGCUCGGCGAUUGUUAUUACUGCAUAUCCGGUUGUCCGGAGCCGAGGCCGGAUCAUGCAAAGUGUUCAGUGGAGAUGGGUUUGAGUAUGAUUCAAGCGAUAAAGCAAUUCGAUUUGGAGAACAACGAAGGUGUGAAUAUGCGCGUCGGCGUUCACACGGGAACGGUGCUGUGCGGAAUCGUUGGAACCAGAAGGUUCAAGUUCGACGUGUGGAGUAACGACGUUACAUUGGCGAAUCGGAUGGAAUCGACGGGAAAACCGGGAAUGGUUCACAUAUCGGAGAACACUCUGAAAUUCCUGCCAGACAACUAUCUGUUCGAGGAGGGAAAGCAAGUAUUUGGUUUGAAGACCUUUUUUAUACUGGGAAGGAAGAGCGAGAGGCCUCCGUCUUACAACGGCAGUCUGAAGGGUAUCGAUAAGCCGCAGCAGAACAAUUCCCUGCAACUGAUAGUGUCUCCACCCACGUCGCCGCCCUCGAUGUCGCCGCAAACACGCCCGCGCGUCCUCUCCUGCGUCACACCGCCAUCUCUUCUCAAACCUCUGCACAAUCCGAACAUGCUCUCUCCAGACGUGUGCAAGAUCAAGGCAAGCAGUUUGCCAAGCAUUUUGGAUUCGGAAAACGAGCAGGAGAUCGAACCGGAGAAGGAGUCGGGUGGAAGUGAGUCGGUGAAGACGCCCACGUCGACGGCGAGCUCCGGUCGGUAUUCGGUGAAAAUCAAGAACUGGAAGAUACCGAAGUUCUUGCGCAAAGGUGACCAGAAGGAUAGCAUGGACAUUGGGAUGGAGUUGCCUUGCACGUCCGACUGCGAUGGCUCUAUAGUGGUCAAUCCUACAGGAUACACUCAAGUGCCGACGAUAAUAGAGUCCAAGAAUGGGACGGUGGAGAAUGGCAAAGACGAGUUGAAUUGGAUCAAUUUGUCUGUAGAUGAAGAGGAGAAACGUAACAGCAUCUAUUUGGACGAGCAAAAGGACGUGAUCGACGUGAAAUCCUACAUCAGUCAGUCGAGAAGCGACGUCGGACAAUACGAUUACUCUCCGUGCGAAUUCUCGCAAUUCUUAAGAGCGGGCAGCUACAGGAGUCAGUACGGUCGUCCCAACAACGAUUUCACGUACCUGAGUCGCGUGGGCAGCAACAGAUCGCGCAGAGAGAAAUCCCCGAACAUCGACAUCGUCCCCUCGGAGCGUGCGAGAAGCGCCACAGUCGCCAUCGGCCAACUGAACAGAUCCAAGAAAUGCUCCCUGGAAGUGCCCAGCCGGUUAUCCACGAUCUUCGUGGACGACCAAAUCAGCACCGGACCAUCCGUCAACAGUCGCAAGGAUUCCGGCAUCAAGAGCAACAGCAGAAGGAGCAGCAUCCUGCAGAUUGAACAGCACAUACCACCGUCUGAUCUGCUGCAGCACAGAGUUUCCGGUUAUUACACGUCGAGUCAAUCGAGCAUAAAUUCCCCGCAGUACGCUUCCAGACUUCCAGCUCCGUUUUUGGGCAAAUGCGUCCAGAGUUUACGUAAGCAAUCCGAUAGGCAGCUGAUCAAGUGUGUUCAAGACAAUUCGAAAUCGAAACGUUCCUAUUUUAUAAAACCACCCCUCUCGCAAAUAUCGCUGUUCUUCGAGAACGAGAAAAUGGAGCACGAGUACCGAGCAAACGUGCACUCGAUGUUCGAUCAGCACGAGACGAUACCCACCUUGGCCAACAACAAACUCAACACGUACUUCGACGUCUUCGUCUCGGCCGUGGUCUUCGCAAUCGUGUCCACAGCUCUGUUCAUCCUCUACGAACCAUCGACCCUUUGGAUAACGACGUUCUGCUUGUUCACUUUACUUCAGGGCUUCGCAGUUGCCCUCUGCUUCCCAACAGUGAUACACUUUGCGGAGCACCAUUUCUCGUUCAUCUCACGAUGGUACCGUUGGAACACCUUCGGUGGGUUAUUAGUUAGUCUACCGCUGGUGUCGAUACUCCUUAAUUUUGCGUGCCCGAGCAUCUGCGGCAAGCUGAAGAUGUCCGAUUACCUCUACAGCCAUCUGCUCUUCGUCGGCAUCAUACAUUUCUGCAACUUCACGCAGCUCAACUGCUGGAUGAAGAACGUACUGGGCACAAUCUACUGCGUGGUUUUCAUGAGUCUCAUCCUGUACCGUUACUGUCCAGCAGGUGAAGCGCCUCCACCGAUAUUCGCGAACGCCACCGACGUGUACCUCGAGUCGCACCAAAGAUUGAACUAUUUAUACGACUCGGAGAUACUCAUGGAUCUCUUCCUUCUGCUCGUCCUCGUCUGGGUUUUGAAUCGCGAAUUCGAAAUAGCGUACAGGAUCAGCUUCCAUGCGAACUACGUCGCAAAUCGUGACAGAUUUCACGUGCAGAGCCUGAAGAACCAAGCCGACUGGCUGAUAUACAACAUUGUACCUGAGCACGUCGCCGAGCAGCUGAAGAAGAACGCCAAGUACUCGGAGAACUUCAACAACGUGGCGAUAAUCUUCGCGAGCAUCGUCAACUUCAACGAGAUGUACGACGAGAGUUACUUGGGCGGAAAGGAAUUCCUGCGAGUGCUGAACGAACUCAUCGGGGAUUUCGAUGAGUUGCUCACGCUUCCGGAGUUUCGCAGCGUGGAGAAGAUCAAGACCAUCGGCAGCACGUUCAUGGCUGCGAGCGGAUUGAAUUCGCGGAUGAGGGACGAGCAGGAGGACGAGAACGAACACUUGUUUGCUCUGAUGGAUUUCGCUAUCGCCAUGCAGAACGUCAUAGAUAACUUCAACAGGGAUCUGCUCGAGUUCAACCUCAUCCUGCGGAUCGGGUACAACUUCGGCGACGUGACUGCGGCCGUCAUCGGCAGGACUAAACUGUAUUACGAUAUUUGGGGGGACGCGGUGAACGUCGCCUCGAGGAUGGACUCGACCGGCGUCAACGGACGGAUACAGGUGGGAGAGCAUUGCUUGGACAUCCUCAGCGAACGCUACAACUUCGAGAAGCGCGGAUCCGUGUACGUUAAGGGUAAAGAUAACAUGAACGUGUUUCUGCUGAUCGACAAGAAAUGCGAGUAGACGAAGAAGACGCGAUCGCUACGCCUUUGAUACUAAUUACAUUCCAUGAAUUUUAAUACAUCUUUUACACAGAACAAAUCACGAAUCUUAACGAAGAGUAUAUUUACAAAAGUUCGUUUUUUUUUUUGUAAUUUUAAAUUUGUAUUCUUAAGAGAAUAGUUCAAUACGAGGAAUUGACGAGAAAAGAUGAACACCAAGAAUUAAUUACUUUAAUUGGGACAGAAAAGUUCAUUUUUUUUGUAAAUUGAAACACAAAAACAAUGAAAGAUAGAGAGAAUAUAUAAGAGUUAUAUUUGUAGCUGAAAUAUUAAAAAAAAAAAGAUAUAUCUUGCCCUUAAACUAUAGUACAAAAUGUAAGUGCUUAUAGCAAAAUGAAAAUUUAGGAUUUUAAUAAUAUAUAUAUUAUAUGUACAUUUAUAUAACGAACGUUAUAUAUAUUUAAACAGAGCAAAGAAGCUAUUUAUUCUUGUGUAUCAAAUAUACGGGAGUCAUUGACGAACAACGUUGAUUAUGUAAUAAAAACAAAACAAACAGAAACAAUUUGAUAUAGUUAUUAUUUUCAUCAUUUGGUGAGAAAAUCAAUUCGAAAAUCAAUUUAUGCGCGCAACGAAGAUCAAAUAAUCACAAUAAAUUACCACUGAAAGUUUGAUUCAUUUUAUCCUACAAGACUGCUAACUACUAAAUAAUUGAAAGAAUUGUCGUUUCAUCCGUUCACCAAUUGCAUUUUACAUAGAUACAUAUGAAUUCGCUUGUUUAUUUAUUUCUACUGGAAACAAAAGAAUUUUUUUUUUUUUGUUUGUUAUUAUUUUCCGUUGUUUUUCGUAAAUUUUAUGUAAAAUUUGACCAAGUUUGGAGGACCACUUAAUGCAAGUGAAAUAUUUUGUGAUUGCCAUACUAAUAAUAAUAAGAUUAAUAUUAGUAUAUGUAUAAAUAAUAUGAAUAUUUUUUAGGGAGUCGAGAUGAGAUGAAGAUGCGGAUACGCAGAUUUGUGUCUUAAUGUCUCCUCGUCGUAUAUAUCAUAUAUAUUGUGUGUAAAAGAGACGUGUAAAUCGAUUUAUACGAAACUAGUCAUAUAUGAUAUUAUGAUGUAGCUUUAAUACGUUUUAAUAAUACUAAUUUGUAACGUAGCAGUCUAGAGAGAAGACAAACAAAACAAAAAAAACGUAAACAGGAGGAGGAUGUGAGAAGAAGGUUGAGGAAUUUGAAUCGCUUGAAUUACUUUUCCUCGAAGUGCUUCAAUCGGAAGUUCCUAUUUGUACAUUUACACUACUAUUACUAUUAUUAUUUUUAACGCUUCUUCGAAUUUUAUCAAAUA
Messenger RNA from Nicrophorus vespilloides, 6761 nucleotides. It is a transcript of the gene Ac13E, whose product is annotated as adenylate cyclase type 9. NCBI's taxonomy places the organism in Eukaryota, Metazoa, Arthropoda, Insecta, Coleoptera, Silphidae. Gene Ontology annotation, biological process: adenylate cyclase-activating G protein-coupled receptor signaling pathway; intracellular signal transduction; cyclic nucleotide biosynthetic process. The record is from RefSeq and is a predicted model, not a curated record. The transcript has 6 exons. Gene Ontology annotation, molecular function: adenylate cyclase activity. Bases 1217 to 5446 code for a protein of 1409 amino acids.